AUGGCGGCAGGGGACCCUGUCCCCUCCCCAUGUCCCCAGCCCCAGCACACACCGUGACGCUCACACGGUGACAGUGAGGCCCCUGCACUCCCCAGCACGCACUCACACCCGCCUCGUGGCACCCCAGGGUGCAGCACCCUGCACCCCAGCCCUGGCUCACGGCUCUCCCUGGGUCACCCCGAGACUGCAACUCCCCUGCGGCCGUAGGGCUGAACUCGGAGCUGGCCAGAACCACUGCAGCUAUGGGACACCCCGUGAGGGACUGGGGGGCACUUGGGGGGGCUGCCAGCUCCCAGAGCCACACACCCUGAUGCCAUGCACACACUGCAUAUGCAGCACCGCACAUGCAUGGCACACAUGCACUGCACACGCUGUACGUGCAACACUCACUGCACUGCGCAUGCUGCCUGCACAGCCCCUGAGCGUGCACUGUGCAUGCUGCACCUGCAACACACUGCAAAUCCUGUUCACUGCGCACACUGCAUGCACAGCGCUGCACAUGCAUGGCACACAGCCCCUGCACAUGCACUGCACACGCUGCACAUGCAACACCCUCUGCGAACCCUGUGCGCUCUGCAUACUGCACACACAGCCUGCGGUGUGCACUGCCUGCGUGACACAUGCUGCAUCCAAGGCACCGCACAUGCAGCACUCCCAGAGCACACGCUCUGAGCAUGCUGCAGGGCCAGCAGGCGCAGCACCAACAGGCACUGGGCACCCUUUGCAGGCUGGGUGCACUGCGCGUACUGCAUAAAUAGACACUGCAUGCCCUGCACACCUGCAUGCACUGUGCACGCUGCUCUGUGUGUGCACUUUAUUGACACUCCACAAACACUGCAUGCCCUGCAUCCCCACAGAUUCACACCAUGCCUACACAUUGUGCAGGCCCUGCAUACGUUGCAUGCCCUGCAUUCCUCUCACACACACUGAGCUGUGCACACUGCGCAUGCACUGCGCACACACACUGCACCCUGCAUGCUGCAGGUGCAGGCAUUGCAUUGCACACACUGCAUGCACGGCACACAGACACUGCACCUGCACUGCACAUCACGGGCAUGAGGCACAAACUGCCCUGCACGCACACACGCACACAGAGACUGUGCACAUGCCCACACUGUGCACACACUCACACUGUGCACAGUCACACCCAGACUGCACAUGCUGCACACACACACUGUGCACACACCCACACUGAGCACACGCACACACACCCAUCCGCUCACGCUGCACACACACCCCACACACGCCACAGAUCCUGCACGCGUGCACACGCGCUGCUCACACAUGCACACUGCACGCAUACACUGCAUGCACGCACGUUGCACAUACACGCAAAACACACAUGGGUAUGCACAAAGUACACAAGGACAUGUUUCCUGUGUUCCACGCUGUGCUCGGCACACCCUCCACGGCCUCCUGCGUGCACCCACAGCGCACCCCAACACCCCACUUCUGCCCAGGCAGAAAGGACGCAUGCUGUGCACACCCCAUGCGUGCACAGGCACCUGCCUGCUGCAGACGCACUGCUCACACCCACAGUGUCCACUGCACGCAGAGCCAUGCACCCUGCACAGACGCUCGACAUGCACAGCCUGAGCAACACCCAAUGCCCCCCUCCACAUGCCGCCCAAUUGGGACCCCCAUUUCUGCCCUCAGCAUCAACUGAUGCUCCCUUAUACCCCCACAUCCACUGGGGCAUCAGCCCAAUUGUUCCUGGCAGCCCUGGGUGAUGCAUCCCUUUACCCUUGGCAGCAGCACCCCAGAAUUACCGCUUUCUGCCCUGUUUCUGUGUUUGCCUGCAUCCUCACAGUGGAACGGGACCCUUAAUCCCCAGCAAAUACUGCGGGAAGACUUCAGAUGCGGAUAAAAAGCUUAAAGAUGAAACAUUGUGAUGGUUGAAAACGCUUUUAAGCCCACAGAACGAACAUUAUCAGCUGGGGACACUGCUGGCUCCUCUGGCCAUGCCUGGGACCAACACAAGGUCCUCCCAUGGCUCAGGAUCCCCGUUAGCUCAUAGUGCGUGGGGAAGAGGGGGUGGAGUAGAGGAGCUGGGCUGGAGGGAGGGAGCUGACCCAGGAGGUCAGGUUGGCUCUCAGUGAUGGCACUUUCAUAAAAUCCUCCUAUUUGGGUACACUUUGACUUCAGCCUCAGGUGGGUGCAUUGGCCUGGUUGCAUCCAACCAUGGAGCCAAGCAUGGAGUGCCCAGUGUGCCCAUCUCUGUGACCCCAGUCCCUGGGACACGGAGCCCCUGGGAUAACUCUGUGACAGAAGAAAGGAUUACUUCUUUGCGUAACCCAUUUCAGGACCUUCCCAUCCUCCCAUCCGUCCAUCCACUUGUCCGUCCGCCCCAGCAUGGAGUUUCACAGGGGGUCUGGUGUCCACACACCCCAGCUAACCCCUGUGGUCCCCUCGCAGGUGCCACCAUGUUCCUGAAUAAGUGUGAGGGGGAUCUGGGGGAGCUGCGGAAGCCUGGGGACAGUGAAAGCACCUCACCAGCUGCUGCUGAGGAGGAACAGCCCAAGAAGAAGCACCGGAGGAACCGCACCACCUUCACCACCUACCAGCUGCAUGAGCUGGAGCGAGCCUUCGAGAAGUCCCACUACCCCGAUGUCUACAGCCGCGAGGAGCUGGCCAUGAAGGUCAACCUGCCAGAGGUCCGCGUGCAGGUCUGGUUCCAGAACCGAAGAGCCAAGUGGAGGCGGCAGGAGAAGAUGGAGGCAAGCUCCAUGAAGCUCCACGACACCCCUGUGCUCUCCUUCAACCGGCCCCCCAUGGCCACCAAUGUGGGGCCCAUGAGCAACUCCCUCCCGCUUGACCCAUGGUUGACAUCCCCCAUCUCCAGUGCCACCACAGUCCACAGCAUCCCCGGCUUCAUGGGAGCCCCCCAGGCCCUGCAGCCCCCCUACGGUGGGCACUCCUUCCUCAACACCCCCCCACCGAUGACGCAGGGCAUGCAGCCCAUGGCCCCUGCAGCCUACCAGUGCGGCACUACCUUUGUGGACAAGUACCCUCUGGAGGAGGUGGACCAGAGGAGCUCCAGCAUCGCCUCCCUCCGCAUGAAAGCCAAGGAGCACAUUCAGACCAUUGACAAGACCUGGCAGCCCAUUUGAUGAACGCUCCCCUCUAGCCAUGCCAGCCCCUGGCUCCUGCUUCCAGCCCCGGGGCAGGAAGUGGGUGUGACAGUGGGAUGUUUGGCAGGACUGAAGCCGGUGUAGGACAGGGAUGCCGGGUUGCAUCCUUCCCUUCCGGGCUGGCACUAUCGGUGGCACAGGACCCAGGGCACUGGUGGGACCCCAUGGCAGGCGAGCACCCUAGCAGGCACCUGCACCCUCUGCCUUGCCGAGACCGAGGAUCCGGCCGAGGAUCAGGCACCCAGCCAUGCCACUGGGCCACCCACCGCCCCAGUUGGACACCACCUUUCCCCACAAUCCUUCCCAUUAUUAUUAUUUUUUUUUAAUGCUGCAGAUUUAAAGAGAACUGGACAGAAAAGCACUAGUUUCCUAGGGAGUAUGUGGGGGGAUGAUUUAGCUGCGUUGGGGUGCAACACCGGUUGUGCCGGUAGAUGUGCCGACGCUGAGAAGGUGGUUGUAUCAUCAG
Molecule: messenger RNA, 3597 nt
Organism: Cuculus canorus (common cuckoo)
Lineage: Eukaryota; Metazoa; Chordata; Aves; Cuculiformes; Cuculidae
Gene: RAX2
Product: retina and anterior neural fold homeobox 2
Exons: 2
Coding region: 2424-3110 (228 amino acids)
Biological process (GO): positive regulation of transcription by RNA polymerase II
Molecular function (GO): DNA-binding transcription factor activity, RNA polymerase II-specific; RNA polymerase II cis-regulatory region sequence-specific DNA binding
Source: RefSeq, a predicted model, not a curated record